This is a messenger RNA of Mycetomoellerius zeteki, 951 nucleotides long. RefSeq lists its product as uncharacterized. Lineage: Eukaryota; Metazoa; Arthropoda; Insecta; Hymenoptera; Formicidae. Bases 114 to 323 code for a protein of 69 amino acids. The transcript has 2 exons. The record is from RefSeq and is a predicted model, not a curated record.
GUAAAAGAUAAAAACGCGUCAGUUGCGCCGUAACGUGAACAUUCAUUUCUGGAAUAUCGUUGGUGCUACGUAGAUUUUGUGCUCAGAACUCAGGUGACCAAAGUCGAUCAAGGAUGAAAUCAAUUAUCGCUCUGAUGAUGACAAUCGCCAUCGUACUUUCGACGAUGGUCGUGGCGGAGGAUGAAUACAUUCACCUGCCAGGUAAUAACUGUUCGGACGCACCGCCUUGUCCCGACGGCAGACCCUGCGUGAUGGCAUUACCUCAUUGCAACAGUGGCACUUGUGGCACGGAGAAGGUGCCGACAUGUGGGCCAAAACCCUAAACUCGUGAGCCCGAAGGGAGAACUAUGCCGUAUCUUCAAUUCUCUAUACUGUAUUCUUACGCUUCUUGUAAUUAAUAAAAAAUGUUGAGAAUCGUCGAUAGACAAUCACUGUGCGCUUAAGCGGUCCUUAGACGAUCAAUAUUAUUGCACAAUGUUGAACACAAAAUAAUACAUACCGUACGCAAAUAAUUAUUUGUUUCAAGUAUUUUAAAAGUUGAUAUCUCCACAAGUAUAUGUUAAGUUUAUCACUAGCUUUAAAUUGAUUCAAAAUAUGAUUUUGAAUCCGAAUGAGUUUAAUACUUUAAUCAUAUUAAAUUAAAACAAAUUCGAUUUGCUUAUUAUAUAUAAAAGUCUCUUCUUCGAUUAAUUUUAUAAAAUAUUUUUAGCUCUCAGUUACUGAAGGGGGGGUAUGGAAUAUUCAGAACGUUUGAAAAUUGUACAGUAUUUGUAAGAACCGUGAGAUGAGGGGACUUAGAUGUAUAUAUAUAAGGAGAUAAAAGUUAACUGUUCAACGUAUACUUUCCCCUAUCUAGCGUCGUCAGUUUGUGCGAAAAAGCGGUAGUAAUUAUGCUUUUUGUAUAAAAAAAUUGUGCAAUUUCACUUAUCGAAAUAAAUAUGCUUGCAUGGG